AUGCCUGACCUUCCCAACACUGGAUGGGAACAGGUGGCUCCUUCCACCAUUUGCACACCCCAUGCAAGUGCUGGAAGGAGCACCCACAGUCCAGUUCAUGAAAUUCAAAUUGAAGAUGUCACUAUUGAAGUACACGAGAAUGAGAUUAUGGGUGUUGCUGGCGCUGUGAAGGAAAUUGACAAGGAGGAGUCUGAUGUGAAAGACAUAGCCCUGGAGUGCUUUGUUAGUAACAUGCUACCGCAGCUGCUACAUGCCUCCGACGCUUGCAAAGACAUUGUCAUGGAAAGGGGAAGAGCCAACAUGGAGAUUGCUGAUUUAAAUCAGACCUCAAAAAAUUGGACAGAGCAGGAUUUCACUGUGUUUGGAAUUCAAUACACCAGGACGUUCAAUGUUACGGAGAGUGACGGCUUUAACUGGAUUUACAAAACCGCCAUAUUUGUCCGCUCAUUUUUUGAAAUCUUUCGGAUCCUGUCUAAUAUCUUCUACAGCAUCACAUUUGUUUUGGGAAUUCCAGGGAACGGCUUAGUUAUCUGGAUUGCUGGAUACAAGAUGAAGAAAGCCAGCGCUGUAUGGUUCCUCCAUCUGGCCAUAGCUGAUUUCAUAUGUUGUGCAUCUCUUCCUUUUAAAUUUGGAGAAUGGGCUUUGUAUAUAGAUGAUUAUGUUUUCCAGACAUUAUGCAAAAUCAGUACCGGUGUACUGUAUAUUACCAUGUGUGCUAGUGUCAAUCUUCUGGCCGCCAUGAGUAUUGAUCGCUGUGCAUCGAUAAUGUGGCCGCUUUGGUCUAAGAUUCAUAGAACACCAAACCGUGUCCGCACAAUUUCGGAACAAAUUUGGGUUUUGAGUCUAAUGUUAAGUGUUCCUCAUGUCGCAUUAAAUGUUGCCUAUAUUGAUAUUUCUGAGUGUAUAGGAAAAUGUUUUUUUCCAGCUCAUGGAAAGAUGAUGAAAAUCAUCAGAUUUGUCACAAUGUUUUUUCUUCCUUUCACCAUUAUUCUGUUGUGUUAUGGUGUCAUCCUUUCUAAACUUAAAAAUGUUAAAAGACCAAAAAAAUCUCAGCGAUCGUACAGAAUUAUUAUUGCAGUUCUGACGUGUUUCUUUAUCUGCUGGUUUCCAUAUUACACUUGGCCAUUAGUACCAAUAAAUUACAUACCAUUGCACAUAGAUAAUACAAUAAAUAUUAUUUGUGUCUGUAUGGCUUAUUUCAACAGUUGCAUUAAUCCCAUCCUCUAUGUCUUCAUAGGCCAGGACUUUAAAGAGUCUUUUAUAAAAUCAAUACCUUCCAGGCUGGAAAGUGCUCUAAAUAAGAUCUCUACUUAA
Molecule: messenger RNA, 1314 nt
Organism: Pseudophryne corroboree (corroboree frog)
Lineage: Eukaryota; Metazoa; Chordata; Amphibia; Anura; Myobatrachidae
Product: C3a anaphylatoxin chemotactic receptor-like
Exons: 4
Coding region: 1-1314 (437 amino acids)
Biological process (GO): positive regulation of cytosolic calcium ion concentration; complement receptor mediated signaling pathway; phospholipase C-activating G protein-coupled receptor signaling pathway
Cellular component (GO): plasma membrane
Molecular function (GO): complement receptor activity; G protein-coupled receptor activity
Source: RefSeq, a predicted model, not a curated record